CCUUUUUUUUUCUUUUCUCGUGAAAAUGCCCGUGCUCUCUGCCACCGCGAUCGUCUCUCCCUGAGUUUCACGUAUCGGCGCCGUCACGCCCGUGAGACGGUCGCUAUCGCUAAGAAAACAAGAUUGAUUCGUCGAGCGGCAAUCCGGUGUCGGAAAGGAAAAGACGAGGUUCCGCGCACACCUGCUUCACUCGACGUCGAGCCGAAGAGGCGAGCGACAUUUCUGUGUAGAAAAUAGUCUCGUUCUUCGACAAGAUUUUGUGCGUGUGUGACUAGAAGGACAUUCCUGAAGCCCGUCGUCUCGUGAAGCUGCACGCUUGAACGAACAAACGAAGCCGGGGUUUUUGGACAGGAAGUGUUUGGAAUACGAGUCUGUCGAGGUCACACAGCAGGGAACCAUGGCAGCCCACCCAGACUCCGUGAUCCAGGAGUUGAGUAGGCUGCACAUCAGCCACAUGACACCCCAACAGUACUCGCCACUCAGGGGCAAGAAGAUCGCCCCCGUGGUGCCCCCCAAGCCCAAGAAAGUCACCCCCGCACAAGGGCUGCAUGGAAACUCUCACGUGCCAGAUGCAACAUAUGCCAACUUGUCAGCAACGCCACCUGUGAUGCCCUGCAAAGCAGAGCCACAGGCCAGCCCAGCCACGGCGUUUGAGAGGCAUGCCGUAGUAUCGGCCGCCGCGCUGGACUCGACUGACCCACUGCCCCCGCCUCCUCCCCCACCAACGCUCGGUCGAAUCCCGUCGUACUCUGCAUCGCAGCAGCAGCAGACUUGCCGCUCGGCCUCAUACUCCGAAGACCUGCCCCCGCCGUCGCCACCACGAUCACCCGACAGCCUGGCGUACGGCACGGCCCAGUCUUCGUCGGCUUCGUUCCACCACUUCAGGCCACAGUCGUCGGCGAGCACUUACGACUCGGGCUCCAUCUACGAGCCCAUCGUGCCGCGUCCUCCCAGCCAAAUGUCGGGCUACAGCAGCACGGGCUCGUCCCUCUAUUCAUCCUACUACCCGGGCCGCAUGGGCACCGGCCAUAAGCCCGGGAACCACCGUGGGGGCCAGGAGGCCGAGGUGGACCACCUAACCGACUUGCUUGUGCAGAGCAUGGAGAGCUCCGGUGAUCCAGAUUUCUUCGAGGAUGACGAACCACCGGUCAUUGGCAUGUGUUACAAAUGCGGAGAUAAAGUGCUUGGAGAAGGCAGUGGAUGCACUGCCAUGGACCAGGUCUAUCACAUCAAGUGCUUCACCUGCCACGUGUGCAUGAAAGAACUGAGAGGAAAGCCAUUCUUUGCUAUGGAGGGGAAACCUUAUUGUGAAGAUGACUACUUGAACACGUUGGAGAAGUGUUGCGUAUGUGAGAAGCCUAUUCUGGACAGGAUUCUACGCGCCACCGGCAAGCCUUACCAUCCGGCCUGCUUCAGAUGUGUGGUGUGCGGCCAGUGCCUGGAUGGCAUUCCCUUCACUGUGGACGCCACUAGUCGGGUCCACUGCAUUGAUGACUUCCACAAGAAAUUUGCCCCUCGCUGUUGCGUGUGCUCUCAGCCGAUUAUGCCCGAACCAGGCAAAGAAGAAACGGUGAGAGUUGUUGCCCUGGAUCGGAGCUUCCACAUCAACUGCUAUAGAUGCGAGGAUUGCGGACUGCUUCUCUCGUCGGAAGCAGAAGGCCGGGGCUGUUACCCGCUGGACGACCACAUCCUGUGCAGGAGUUGCAACGCACGCCGCGUGCAAGCCCUCACAUCCAGGAUGGUCUCGGAGCUUUGAGGUUCCCGCGGCUUAGCCGCUCAGCAUUGUGAUAAUUUUACACCCAAAGGGCUACGCAGUAGCGGCGGCGGUAACGAUGUCCAUUUUUAGUCACAGAUCCAAGCAGCUUGCCCACGGCUGCUCGUCGGGCAAGUGUGUAAAUGUGUAGCUUUGUGUACGCAUCAUUCCACAAAGAUGGUCGUUGGUUGCCUGUGGUUUUGCAGGCUUGCAUCUGUCAAGUUUCUCUAUACCAUUACAUGUCACAGUGGUUAAUAACUGCAUCAUCCAGUUGUGAAGGAUGACACUGUAGGUUCGUCUCCCAGUCAUGGUCAACAUCGCUGAGGCUAAGGUGGGUGUGGUGGCCAUAUGUCGAUGGAGGCAGAACGCAAAAAUGUUCGUGUAGUUCAAAAGAGCCCUGGGUAGUUACGCUUAACGUGUAGUCUCCACACUGCAACCAUCAAUUGCCAACCGUGCAGCUUUGGAACAUAAAGCACUGUAUCGUGUUAUGCUACACUAGUUAUAUCAUGCCUGAGCAACACCAGAAAAGAUGGUGCUUAGGCGUCUAAAUUUGUUCCUCAACGUUAUGUACCAACUAGCCCAGCAACAAGUUCGCCUAAGAUUUCAGUACUAGCUUCACCAAAAGUUUGCGGUGACCUGCCAUUCACCUUUGUAAGAUAGCUAUGCCAGCUGGAAUUCGCUCAAGACUUUCUGCCCUGCUAUUAUGAAUGCUAGGCUUAUUGAAAAGUAAAAUUUGGUUGUUUUUAGCUAAGAUAUUAUCUUCUGCUGGUUGAUAUCAGGAUCUCCUACAAAACUUGACAGAAUGUUCCAAGCAGCAACACGAUGCAUUAGAAUCAACCCAAAUGCCCCGCAUCACAAAAACGCACGUAUGCAAUUGGAUGGCACAUUCACACGAAUUACAGUUGUACAGCAGUACCAGGCCACUGUAGGCUGAGUGUGUCAUUUACAAUAGAUGAAGCCCAGUUGUAGUUCUUGGGUUGUCACUGACAAUAGCAGGCGUAAAGGGGGUUGACUGAGAGGCACUUUGCAAUUUUUUAUUUGUCAAUGGCUAGCCACUGCCGAAAAGCAGGAGUGUUUUGUACGUCACAACUAGUACUACCACCAUUAAGAAACCUAUACCAUUCAAAAGAAACAGUUUAAAAGUAGUAUUGAUAGAGUUUUGUACAUAUUCAGAUUGCAAGAUAUAUUACUGCGUCAAAAAGUCUUGAUUGACGAGAGUUUGUGAGUGAGCUUCUCUGCACGUCAGGGAUGCUGCCACACCUACAGUGUGAAAGAGCAUAAGGAAUUUAGGUGUUAAUCACAUUGUGUGAUUGCACAUGGUAAAUGUUAUUUUCAUUUCCUUAUUCAGAAAGGGCUGUUCCUCUUGCUACAUAAGCACUUGUUCGCGAGCUUUCCAGCGGCGUCCGAUUAAAGCGCUGCUCGUAUCUGUGCUGUGCAAUGUAAUCCAGACUGGCUGAGGAUGCAACGGAGUCUGAAAAUUAUUAUGAAGAGUGAAAUGUCUACAAUUUAUGCCCUGUACUACUACUCAGUGUCGCUAAAAAAAUGUAAAUAUCACGGAAGUACCAUGCCAUGUACUCAGAUUUCUAAGGUCAAUAAAGAACAGCGCCCAUGU
This is a messenger RNA of Rhipicephalus sanguineus (brown dog tick), 3365 nucleotides long. Its product is annotated as lipoma-preferred partner homolog. Gene Ontology annotation, biological process: cell-cell adhesion. Gene Ontology annotation, cellular component: stress fiber; focal adhesion. The coding region runs from base 398 to 1756 and encodes 452 amino acids. NCBI's taxonomy places the organism in Eukaryota, Metazoa, Arthropoda, Arachnida, Ixodida, Ixodidae. The transcript has 11 exons. The record is from RefSeq and is a predicted model, not a curated record.